GGUCGCAGGACGCGCUGAUUAGCGCCGCUAAGGUCCAUGACGCGCCGCGCGCUGGAGUCUGGAGAUUCAAACUCGCUUGAGUUUACUGUGGUGUUUUACUGGAUUUACCUCGCUCGUGUGUGAAUGCAGGACUCUGAGGGACAUGGAGGCUUUUACCAUCAAGAGUCGCAUUAAGAGUCUCCUGCGCUCGCCGUCAAUCAAACUCAGAAAGAGCCGCAGCGGCCGCAUCAAAGAGAGUCUGUCCAACAAGGUGACUCUAGAGAAAGUUCUGGGCAUCACGACUGCGGGAAACAGCGGUUUAACAUGCAAUCCGUGUUCAGGAACGGUGGCCUAUCCGGCCGGGUGUGUCGUUGUGUUACUGAACCCAGCCAAAAACACACAGCAGCAUCUCAUCAACUCAUCCAGGAAGGCGAUCAGCACGCUGUCGUUCUCGUCAGACGGCCGGUAUCUGGUCACUGGAGAGAGCGGUCAUCUGGCGGCGGUGCGUGUGUGGGACGUGAGCGAGGGAUCGCUGGUCACUGAGCUGCUGGAGCAUAAGUACGGUGUGUCCUGUGUGGCCUUUUCCCCCAACGGCAAAUACAUUGUGAGCGUGGGAUCGCAGCACGACAUGAGCGUCAACCUGUGGGCCUGGAAGAAGAACGCUCUGAUAGCGGCGAAUAAAGUGUCCAGUAAGGUGACGGCCGUGUCCUUCUCCGAGGACGGGAAUCAUUUCGUCACGGCGGGGAACAGACACGUUCGCUUCUGGUAUCUGGAGCCGUCUCACGCCGAUCAGCGCGCGCGUCCCGUGCCGCUGAUGGGCCGCUCCGGGCUCCUCGGGGAGCUGCAGAAUAACUUCUUCUGUGCCGUGGCGUGUGGACGAGGCUCGAGGUCCAGCAGCACCUUCUGCGUCACUGCGUCCGGUCUGCUGUGUGAGUUCAACAGUCGGAGGCUUCUGGACCGCUGGGUCCAUCUGCAGACGAGUUCUGCUCACGCUCUGACGGUGACAGAGGACCUGAUCUUCUGUGCGUGUGCGAAUGGAACCGUGCGUGUGUUUGGAGCGUCUGACCUGAGCUUCAUCGGCACACUGCCCCGUCCUCAUCAUCUGGGCAUCGACGUGUCGGCCGUCACUCAGGCCGGUCAUCUGUUCAGCAGAGCGCCAGACGCCCAUUACCCAGACUCAGUGGCGGUGACCUUUGACCCCGUGAACCACUGGCUGUCCUGUGUGUAUAAUGACCACAGCUUAUACGUGUGGGACACGCGAGACCUGCGCAAAGUGGGCAAAGUUUACUCGGCGCUUUAUCACUCGGCCUGUGUUUGGGAUCUACAGGUGUGUUGUAGUAACAGCGACGAGUCCGAGUCGUUCCUCACGUGUUCGUCUGAUGGCUCUGUGCGUCUCUGGAGUUCAGACGGCGUUCGCAGCAGGAACGUCCUGAGUAACGAUCUUCAUCACAUCUUCUACAUGGAUGACAGCACCGCCGCCCUGCUGGAUGUGGAGGGAACCACCGAGGGAUCGAGCGGCAUCAGAACCAUCUGCGUCAGUCCGGACGGGAGACACCUGGCGUCCGGAGACAGAAACGGCACACUCAGGAUUCAUGAUCUGACGUGUAUGAAGGAGCUGGUGAAGGCUGAAGUCCACGACUCUGAGAUCAUGUGUCUGGAAUACUCCAAACCUGCAUCAGGCAUGAAUCUGCUGGCCACCGCGAGUCGAGAUCGACUGAUCCACGUGCUGGACGCUGAGGAAGACUACGGUCUGCUGCAGACGCUGGAUGAGCACUCGUCCUCCGUCACGUCUGUCCGCUUCGCUGCCGCCGGUGACGGGAAGCUGCGGAUCAUCAGCUGCGGAGCGGAUAAGAGCGUUUACAUCCACACCGCUCACAGGACGUCCAGAGGAACCGAAUUCAAGCGGACUCAUCAUGUGGUUCGUAAAGCGACUCCUAAUGACAUGGACGUAGAUCCCACAUGCAAGUACGCGGCCGUCGGCUGUCAGGACCGCAGCAUCCGAGUGAUCAACAUCAGCAGCGGCAAACAGAAGAGAUGCUUCAGCGGCUCUCAGACUGAAGACGGCGGUUUGCUGAAGGUUCAGAUUGACCCGUCGGGUCUGUUCGUGGCCUCCAGCUGCUCUGAUAAGAACAUCAGUCUGAUUGAUUUCCAGACUGGAGAGAGACUGGCCGGCGUGUUCGGACACUCGGAGAUCAUCACAGCUCUGAGGUUCAGCAGUGACUGCAGACGUCUGCUCUCGUCUUCAGCUGACAGCUGUAUCUUUGUGUGGCGUCUCGUUCCUGAACUCACCGUCAACAUGAGGGAGAGACUUUCUGUGAUCAAACGCCGUCAAAGCGCAUCGAGUGCUAGGAACAAUCCCUUCAGACGGUCCUCCAUGACUGGAUUCACGCUGCACAGAUCUACAUCCAUCAUGAGCUGCUCAUCUGAGAGCGACCGAGAGGAGGAGGAAGAUGAUGAAGACAUGAAGACAAAUGAAGAGACCGAGAGACAGAAGAACAUCAGACAGAGGACAGAGGACAGUGUUGAUGAGGAGACUGGUGCAUCUGAUGAAACGCACUGGAGUCCAGUGAAGGAUGCGUCUGUGGACUCGACUGUGUCUGUGGUGGCGUCUCGUCCGCGCAGACGCUGGUCCUGUCGCGUGGGGUCUCUGGAGCUCAUGGUGAAGUCCAUGCUGGAGCUGCGGCAGCUGGAUACUCUCUCUGAAGCUCCGGUCCAGAGCAGAAGCUGCGCUGAUCGACUGCGAGACGAGGAUCGAUGCAGCACCUCCAGCCUGCAGGAUUGGAGUCUCCGGCGUCCUCGUCCCCUGGCCUGGCUGCUUCCCGCCGGCGCUCCUGAACCCGAGGGUGUGGUUCUGUACCCGGAUCACUGUCCCAGCACCAGCAGUCUGCCCGGACCGUCCUACCAGAUACAGGCUCCGUCUGAGACCCUCGAGCACGAGGAGAGAGCAGAAGAAGCCCAGAGUCCCGUCAGCGGCGCAUCCAUGGGCUACGGCAGCGGAGGAUCCAGUCCAGACCCCCGACACCACGAUGUGGAGGCGCUGGGCUCUGAUGAAGAAUCCUGUGGCUGGAACACGCGGCUGAUCUCUGAUUCUGAGAGCGUUCAUGAAGACGUCUGGAGGAGAAGCUCCGAGACGCUGACAGACGCCAGUGAUGCAGGGUCUCAGAUGAGAGCUGAAGGAAGUUUGCACAGACAGACGUCCUCUAGAAGAUCAGUCAGCGGCCCCGGGCCCCUGAGGAGCCACCCGUACCUGAGCCGUGUCUCCUGCCCCGUCAGCAGGACUGCAGGGGGACUCCAGAAAUCUGCUUCAGCGCACAGCCGGAGCAAUGAGCCAGGCAGGUCCCUGACUCCGUCCCGUCUGCGGCAAGAGGCGCGUCCCGUCCAGCCCAAGCUGAGUUUGGAGAAGGUGGACAGUCCGAGCCAGAGCCGCUCCUACAUGAGCCCCACCACCAGCUCCAGGGCCAAAGCCAGCCGCUCGGUGUCCAGCGGAGACGGCCUGCUCUUGAGCAGCGGCUCCUGCGAGAGUCUCUCGAUCCCCGCGCCGUCCUGCGAGAAGAGCGCCUCCCUCCUCACAAACACUUCUAAAACACUGCCCACGAAAGCUGUCAGACCCCGUGUGUGUCAGCGCCUGAGCGGCCCGUUCACCGAAAGCCUGAGCCGAUCGGCUUCAUCUCAGGAGCUCCGCGCUGACCUGAGCGCUUCGUCUUCAUCCUCCUCCUCCUCCAGCUCGGCUCGAGCGGCGCCGAAGGCUUUCUCUGUGGUGUCUGACGCUCCUGAUGAUCCAGAUGCGUCGGUCGGUCUGGAGCUCUGCAGGCGGGCAGCAGCAGAUCUGUGCAGCAGCGUGAGGACGGCGACGCGGCUCUACAGGACGCUGAGCUCCCAUGAUGCCGAGUGCAGCACGGAGCAGCAGCAGAUGCGUCAGCUGAUGUCAGAGGCGCUGCUGCUCGUGCGAUCGGAGCUGGACUCGGUGUCCGGAGCCGUGAGGAUGGAGGAGGGACCGGAGACACUCGAAUUACUGGAGCAAUACUCACAACUGCUGCUGCGCUCGGUGGAGAGGAGACUGCAUCACCACACAUAGAGCUACACAAACACGUGCGUGCGUUCAUGCCUUUGCAUUUUAGGUGUCUCACACACAUGUAUUAGCAUUUUUUUAGAAAGUUGUAGUGUUAUAUGAUCUGAGGUGUUUCACCCACCGGUGUCAUUUACACUUGUUUUUACUAGAUUAUUUGUUUUUAAUUGCUUUUAAUGUCCAUUUUAUUCACCUUUUAUUGCCAAAUAAGAUCAUGUGUCUGUAAUCUGCAGUAUUUCAUAUUAGUGUUUUGUCUUGAUUUAUUUAAUGACACAUUAAUCAGCCAUUAACUUAUGUUUUUAUUUAUUCAUGAUCAGUGAUUGUUCAACAUGACUCUUACACAAUAAACUAAAAUAAGAAAUAA
Messenger RNA from Onychostoma macrolepis, 4409 nucleotides. Its product is annotated as mitogen-activated protein kinase-binding protein 1-like. Gene Ontology annotation, molecular function: protein binding. The record is from RefSeq and is a predicted model, not a curated record. The coding region runs from base 143 to 4054 and encodes 1303 amino acids. NCBI's taxonomy places the organism in Eukaryota, Metazoa, Chordata, Actinopteri, Cypriniformes, Cyprinidae. The transcript is spliced from 29 exons.